Octodon degus (degu) is the source of this 584-nucleotide messenger RNA. RefSeq names its product chemokine-like factor. NCBI's taxonomy places the organism in Eukaryota, Metazoa, Chordata, Mammalia, Rodentia, Octodontidae. The transcript is spliced from 5 exons. The record is from RefSeq and is a predicted model, not a curated record. Gene Ontology annotation, cellular component: membrane. The coding region runs from base 69 to 530 and encodes 153 amino acids.
GUCCAGAGCGCAACGGACUACCGCUUCUGCGGUCGGGGCUGUGGAGGGGGGCCGGGCGGGCGGGCGAGAUGGAGACUGAGUCGAAGCUGAAACUACACCUGCGCCCCUUCUGCCUCAGCGUGAAGGGCCCUGUAAAGAUGCUGCGACUGGUACUAACUGUGACAUCUAUGACCUUUUUUAUUAUUGCACAAGCCCCUGAACCAUACAUUGUUAUCACUGGAUUUGAAGCCAUUGUUAUUUUCUUUUUCAUAAUUUUAUAUAUCCUCAGACUUGAUCGGAUGAUGAAAUGGUUAUUUUGGCCUUUGCUUGAUAUUAUCAACUCAAUGGUAACAACAUUAUUCAUGAUCAUCGUAUCUGUGUUAGCACUGAUGCCAGAAACCACAACGUUGAUAAUCAUUGGAGGAGUGAUUGGAUUUGUGGCAGCACUGUGCUGUAUUGCUGAUGGCGUCCUAAUUUACCGGAAGCUUCUGUUUAAUCCGAGCGGUCCUUACCAGAGAAAAACCGUUCAAGACAAAAAGGAAGUUUUGUAAUUUUAUAUUUCUUGUUAUUUAGAACUAAGUAUUAAAUGUAUUUCUUUAUUCUUU